UAAACUUCCCAACCCAGCUUCACGCCUCCAAAAUUCUCCUCCACCAUUUGCUGCCUCCUUGGCGGUUCAUCACCCCCUCACCCCCACGCCCACCCCUACCCCCACCCACAUAGAAAGGAAUUAAACUUUCUUUUUCUCCUUUAUUACAAUCAAUGUUACAGUCUCUCAAGUUAGGCCUAUACAAUUUCAUUAUUCCCAAUAGUAUUGGAGUCAUUUUAAGGAAACCCAAGUUUCAGGUUUUGGUUUCUGUGGAUUUGACAACAAUGGGGUCUGAAAAAAGACCCUUUUCAACCUCAUCAGCUACUGCAAAAUCAAAUGAAACAAUGAGUGUUGCCGCUGAAAAGGGUGUUUCAAAGGUAAAUGGUGGCAAAAGUGGGGAGGUUCUUGUGGAGGAUAUGGAAACAGUAGAGAAAAUGACAGUUUCUCAGCUCAGAGUGAAACUUAGGAGUCUUGGGAUUCCUUCCAGAGGUACUAAGAAAGAACUUGUUGCUUCUUUGAAGACUUUCCUCGACAGCAAACUUAACGAUGCAGGCAAUGGAUCUGUGGCACAGGAGGAUAAAGUAUCAUCUGAGGGGAGUCUAGAAGUAGCAGAUAACCCUUCAAAAAAGAAGUCUAGAAAAGUGUCAAGUAAGAAUUGUGACCAAAGUGAUGUUGCAUCCGAGAUUCCUAGUACUCAGCAGACGAAAAAACGAGUGGCAAAAGGACACACCAAGGAUACCAGUGUUGACAUUAUUGUUAAACAAGCUGAAAUUACCCAAGAACUUUCCGUUGAAUCUAAUGACAUGAAAGGCAAGAAAAAUGUACGAGCAAAGAGAAAAGUUUCAUCGGUGACUGCUUCAGCACACAUUGGAGUUUCUGAGGCUGUUGAUCUUUCUGUAAAUCAAUAUGAACCUUGGACUAUUUUUGCUCACAAGAAGCCCAAAGAUGGGUGGAUUGUAUACAAUCCUAAAACAAUGAGACCACCUCCUCUUUCUAAAGAUACAAAACAUGUUAAGUUAUUGUCUUGGAAUGUCAAUGGUUUGAGGGCUCUAUUGAAGUUAAAGAAUCUUUGCGUACAGCAGCUUGCUGAUAGAGAAGAUUUUGAUGCACUAUGCCUACAGGAGACUAAACUACAGGAGAAAGACGUUGAAGCGAUCAAGGAAAGUCUCCAAGACUAUAAGAAUAGCUUUUGGACGUGCAGUGUCUCUAAGCUUGGGUAUUCUGGUACUGCAAUCAUCUCACGGAUUAAACCACUUUCUAUCAAAUAUGGUCUUGGCAUACCUGAUCAUGAUACCGAAGGACGACUUGUCACAGUGGAAUUUGACAACUUCUAUUUACUGUGUGGAUAUGUUCCAAAUUCUGGUGAUGGACUACGACGAUUGACAUACAGAAUUACAGAGUGGGAUCCUUCUCUUGGCAAUUACAUGAAAGAGCUAGAAAAGUCAAAACCUGUUGUUUUGACCGGUGAUCUAAAUUGCGCCCACGAGGAGAUAGAUAUUUAUAAUCCUGCGGGAAAUAAAAGAAGUGCAGGCUUUACUGAAGAAGAAAGACAGUCCUUUGAAACGAACUUUCUAAACAAGGGGUUUGUAGAUACAUUCAGGAAGCAGCAUCCUGGCGUCGUUGGUUAUACUUACUGGGGUUAUCGCCAUGGUGGACGUAAAUCUAAUAAAGGAUGGCGGCUCGACUACUUCCUUGUUUCAGAAUGCAUUGCUGACAAGGUGCACGACGCAUACAUUCUCCCAGAUGUCGAUGGCAGUGAUCACAGUCCCAUUGGCCUUGUCCUGAAGCUGUAGUAGGUUUCAAGUACCAGCCAUCUUUUUUGCUAAUUCCAUCAUCUUUGAUCGUCUUCUCGAAGAUGGAACCAUAACAAGAAAACGCGACGGAGAAUAUUUUCAAGAAGCUAACAUGGAGUAUAGAUAUUUGGCUCAUAAGGAUUUUUGACAUAUAAAUGAUGAAUCCUGAUUUUUUGAAGUGGCAUAUACAGGAUUCUCAUUUGUUCUGCUAUUUUUGAUGUCUUGUUGAUUCACAAAGGAAGCAAAUGUUAGUGUCAUAAUACUCCUGUUGCAACUUC
This is a messenger RNA of Solanum dulcamara, 2050 nucleotides long. RefSeq names its product DNA-(apurinic or apyrimidinic site) endonuclease, chloroplastic. The coding region runs from base 153 to 1772 and encodes 539 amino acids. The record is from RefSeq and is a predicted model, not a curated record. The transcript has 12 exons. Gene Ontology annotation, biological process: base-excision repair. Gene Ontology annotation, molecular function: endonuclease activity; DNA binding; phosphoric diester hydrolase activity. Lineage: Eukaryota; Viridiplantae; Streptophyta; Magnoliopsida; Solanales; Solanaceae. Gene Ontology annotation, cellular component: nucleus.